Molecule: messenger RNA, 738 nt
Organism: Penicillium macrosclerotiorum
Lineage: Eukaryota; Fungi; Ascomycota; Eurotiomycetes; Eurotiales; Aspergillaceae
Product: CSN8/PSMD8/EIF3K family protein
Exons: 2
Coding region: 1-738 (245 amino acids)
Biological process (GO): regulation of translational initiation
Cellular component (GO): cytoplasm; eukaryotic translation initiation factor 3 complex
Molecular function (GO): ribosome binding; translation initiation factor activity
Source: RefSeq, a predicted model, not a curated record
AUGGUCGCCUUCGACAAGUGUGAAACUCGACCGGCCCAUAUCGAUGCCAUCCUUAAUGGCCUUGAUCGGUACAACCCGGAGACCACCACCGUCUUCCAGGACUACGUGGCUCAGCAGUGCGAGGACCGGACAUUCGACUGCUAUGCCAACCUGGCGUUGCUGAAGCUCUACCAGUUCAACCCUCAUCUUCUCCAGGUUGACACUGUCACCAAUAUCUUGGCCAAGGCCUUGACCGUGUUUCCUUCUCCCGCCUUUUCGCUCUGCCUCGCCCUCCUCCCCGCUCACACCCAGCCCUUCCCCACCACCUCCGAGGCCCAGGCCGCCUCGCAGACCUCCGAUUUCGUCGAAUCCGUGCAGAAGCUCUCCACCCUGUCUACUCUCCUUGAGUCCGCCCAGUACACUCAGUUCUGGUCGACUCUCAACUCGGAUGACCUGUACGCCGAUCUGACUGCCGACGUUGCCGGUUUCGAGGAGUUGGUGCGCAUCCGCAUUGCCGUUGAGGUCGGCAAGGCUUUCCGCUCCAUCACCGCCGAGUCCCUCGAGCAGUGGCUCGAUCUCCGUAGCCGCGAGGCCCUGGAGAAGUUCGUUGCCGAUGUCUGCAGCUGGAAGGUUGAGGGCAACGUUGUCCGCGUCCCCACCAACAAGGAGAACGAGGCCCGCAGCGAGGUCAAGAGCGAGCGCGUCGGCGUGGACAUGUUCGGCCGCGUUAUCCGCCGUGGCUUUGAGCAGCCCGCAUGA